This is a messenger RNA of Cuscuta campestris, 1852 nucleotides long. Lineage: Eukaryota; Viridiplantae; Streptophyta; Magnoliopsida; Solanales; Convolvulaceae. The record is from the annotation of a GenBank genome assembly.
AGUAAUCCAGUAUAUAGUAGUCCUCCGUCCGUAGUAUAUACGGCAUUACACAAUAAUGGAGUAUUGUGAACUUCAUCUUUCUUCCUAGCUGAGAUCUACCCCGGCGGCGGCGGCGCGGUGGCCAUGGCCGUCCCCAUAGUUCACCGGACCUUUCUUCUUCUUCUUCUUCUUCAUUUCUCCUCAGUCCUCACUGAAACUGUAGUAGAUCUCAAGAACUACCCCAUCACUUCUGCGACGUCGUUUUGCCGCUCCACUCCCUACCCCGAAGCUUGUCUCAGCUCCGUCAAACUCUCCGUCUCAAUUCAAGUAAAUCCUAACAUUUUGACUUUUCUCCUCCAGUCCCUCCAGACCGCGUUGACCGACGCCGGCGAGCUCUCCCGCCUCUUCGCCGCCGCCGCCUCCGGCCACAACAUCGUCGAGACCCAGAGAGGGACGGUCCGGGACUGUACAGAGCUGAACGGGGUUACGGUUUCGGCGAUGAAGAAGUCCGUCUCCGGCGUGAAAUCCGGCAAGCUCGCCGACGCGAAGGCGUAUCUCAGCGGGGCGCUGACGAACAGAGCCACCUGCUUGGAGGCGCUGGAGACGGCGGCGGGGCCCAUGAAAGCGACGCUGUUGGGUUCUAUUCGGGACACCUACCAGCAGGUCAGCAAUGCCCUGUCUGCUCUCCCCCGACCCGGCGCCGGAAAUCGGCGGGGGCGGAGAAGGCUCAUGUCGGCAGAUUUCCCGGGGUGGGUUUCACGGAGGGACCGCCGCAUCCUUCUGCAGCAGCAAGACGACGGUGACGGCGACGCCGGGGAUUACGAUGGCCAGGGGGAGACGUUAACGGUGGCGGCGGACGGGACGGGGAAUUUCACCACCGUGACGGAUGCCGUUAACUUUGCGCCAAAUAACAGCGCCGUCAGGAUAUUCAUCUACGUGAGGCAGGGGAUCUAUCAAGAAAAUGUGGAGAUCCCAAGCUGGAAGCCUAACAUUGUUUUGCUCGGAGACGGCCGUGACGUCACCGUCAUAACCGGUAACAGAAGCGUCGCCGACGGCUGGACGACGUUCCGAUCCGCCACCGUUGCUGUUUCCGGCGACGGGUUCUUAGCCCGUGACAUCACCUUCGAGAACACGGCGGGGCCGGCGAAGCACCAGGCGGUGGCCCUCCGCGUCAACUCGGACUUAGCGGCGGUGUACAGGUGCGCCAUAACGGGUUUCCAAGACUCCCUCUACGUCCACUCCUUCCGGCAGUUCUACCGGGAGUGCGACAUCUCCGGCACGAUCGACUUCAUCUUCGGCAACGCCGCCGCCGCCUUCCAGGGCUGCAACAUCGUCACCAGAAUUCCCUUGCCCGGGCAGUUCACCGUCGUCGCCGCCCAGUCCCGGGACAGCCCAUACGAGGCGACGGGGAUCUCCAUACAGAACUGCUCUGUUUUGGCCGCCGGGGACCUGGACGGAAAUUCUAACGCCGUCAAGAGCUUCUUGGGCCGGCCGUGGAGGAACUAUUCCGUGACGGUGGUGAUGGAAUCGUACAUCGGCGGUUUCAUUGACCCGCGUGGGUGGACCCGGUGGGCGGGCGUCGGCGGGGACGACCAAGGGCUGGACACACUGUACUAUGGGGAGUAUCAAAACAGCGGUCCGGGUUCGGAUACGGAUAAUCGGGUGGAUUGGGCGGGUUAUCAUGUGAUGGAGUACGAUGAUGCGUGGAAUUUCACGGUGUCGGAGUUCAUCACCGGCGAUGAAUGGUUGGAUUCGACAUCCUUCCCUUACGAUGACGGGAUCUGAUUUUAUUACACCUUCUUAUUUUAUUAUUCGGUGUUGUAAAAAAUAAAAUAAUGUCAAGAUUUUAAUAGAAUCAAUUUCACUAAAAAAU